This is a messenger RNA of Scutellospora calospora, 214 nucleotides long. The record is from the annotation of a GenBank genome assembly. Lineage: Eukaryota; Fungi; Glomeromycota; Glomeromycetes; Diversisporales; Gigasporaceae.
UUCUGACUGGAAUAUUAUUGAUUUCCUUGAAGAGUGUGACUUGGAACUUUAUAGAAAAAAAAUUGAAGAAUACCUUUUAUCACUCAAAACAAUUAUUAAAAUAGAGAAAGAUCAAAAUAGUGUGAUAGAGAUCUCCGAGCUCUCUAUCACUCAAGUCUCUGAGCUGAGCCACAAAGAAAGUGUUGGAACACAGGCGAUCUUUGAGCUUGUCUGA